Mercenaria mercenaria is the source of this 2762-nucleotide messenger RNA. RefSeq lists its product as uncharacterized. NCBI's taxonomy places the organism in Eukaryota, Metazoa, Mollusca, Bivalvia, Venerida, Veneridae. The record is from RefSeq and is a predicted model, not a curated record. The transcript has 2 exons. The coding region runs from base 99 to 2213 and encodes 704 amino acids.
AAAAAAACGAAGGGGAACCACCUGUAAAAAUCCAUAUCUUUUAAAACAGAAACUGAAAAUCAAAGAGACUCAGUAAUAAAGUGAUAACUACAACUAUAAUGUUUCAAACUCCAAACUACAAACAGAAUCUGUCACUACGGCUGUCUGAGGUCCUUGAUGAUGUUGGUGUCAAUGAGGAAAUGGUACUCAAGAGGAAAAGAGCAACCCUACUGUAUGAAACUAUAACGACAAUUACAAGCAGGUCUAUAAGCAAUAGGUCCAUGUACAGGUUUGGCAGUACUUCUGAGGGCACAACAACAAUAGGACUUCAUUCAGAUUUAGACUGUCUAUGGUGUGAUCAUGAUUAUAAUGUGAUACAGGACGUUGCAGACUGGAAACCUGGCUUCAGUAAUCUAUUAAUGAUCCAAGAUAAUACCACAUCACCUGGCUACUGUUUUCUACAACAGUUCAGAAAUGAUGUACCUCUUCCUGUUACACAUGUUCUAGAUGAGGACUAUAUUAGAGAUGCAAGUGGGAGGGUGUUGCUGAAAAAUACUUUGUAUAGAGAUAAUAUACCUGCAGGUUUGGUACAACAUGGUCCGUCAUGGGCUAUACUGGGAGUACCAGGAAAAACAGACUAUAAUCACGUUCCUGCCUUCCACUGUAAUUCAUGGCCCUAUGAAGCAAAAGCCUGGUUAGAAAGACAAGGAACAGGAAGAUGGCCGGCUGAAGGCAUGAAGAGAUUAGCAGCAAAUACUGGUUGUUUUGUUGUUCCUGUUGGAAGUAAAGUUAGCCAGAAUCCAGAGCUUGAAUGGAGAAUUUCUACAUCACAUGCAGAGAGAUAUUUAAUGUUUAGUUUAAACAUUACACAAAUACGCUGUUAUGUGUUGAUGAAAAUGAUUCUGAAAACAUUUUUUCAUCAUGCUUGUGAAAGUCAAAUUACAACCUUUGUGUGUAAAACAGUUCUGUUACAUUGUAUUGAAAACACACAUUCUCAUGCAUGGCAGGAAAAUAAUUUAUUUACUUGUUUAUCAUGUUGUUUACAUGUCCUGUACAACUGUUUACAACAAGAAAUCUGCCCACAUUUCAUUGUACCUGAAAACAACCUGAUGGCAGGACAGUUUUCAUCUGAAGUCAAAGCUCUGUUGCUAGAAAGAAUGUCUUAUCUAAUACAAAGUGAUGGACAGGCAUUGCUCAGGGUUCACAUUGAUGACCUUGGUCAAAGACUACAGAUUAAACUGAACAUGUUAUAUCAGAAAGCAGAAAAUAUUCCAUCUAAAAAUGAUAGCUGUCUCCAGAUUUCAGGAUUAUUAUUACUAGCAAUAGCUGAUGCAACCAGUGGGUGUAUUAGUAAAACAUUAUCAGAAACCAUUCCGAACAGUCCUGCAACAGCUGUACAGAACCUGCUCAAUGUAUUAGCAAAUCAUGAGAGAUAUUAUAAAGAAGGGAGUAAGUUAGAACAGAGAGCAUGCAGUUUCCUUGCACCACUGGUAUGCUCAACACUGGGAAGUGUAAUAACCUCAAAUAAUAUUCAGACAAACAACACCAUACCUCCAGAAGCACUAGACUGGUUAUCUGCAGGCCUGAAUUCUGAUGUUGCUUCUGGUAAACUGAAACUUGCAUCUGUGUUCUACAGUGUAAGGAAUUUGGAAAACACAGAAUUCAUUUUAAGAAAUACAAAGGGACACUAUGACUUCAAAAAGGUUGAGCCUAUAUGUAGCUGCUGUGGUUUUAGCAGAAACGGAUUACGGAGAAUAUUUUUAGAAGUGGCAUAUCAUCAAAAUGAAGAAGUUUUAAGAAAUGUCAGUGCAUUUUGUGUCAUACUUACUCCUGCUGAAAUUCAUUGUGUUCCACGUGAACUGCACUAUGAAAUGUUUAGAUCAACUGGAGAUGACUUACUGCAUAGAAAUGAAGAUACUGACUACUGGAUGGAUUGGGCUGUAGUAGAUUCUCUGCCUUACCUCUAUUUCCUACAAUACAAGACAUACAAAUAUCUUCAAAAGUUUGAUGAUCAAAAUCAUGCACUUGUAAUGCUUGCAAUAUCAGCUGGAAUACAACAAAACCUUGGACACAGGGAAACAGCCCUGAAUCUACUAGGACAGUGCUUGGAACAGGAGAACCAACCUAACAAAGCUUUACUCUGCUACAUGAGAUCACUGAAGGUUAGAGAAAGAAAUAACAUAGCAAAAGUCCACAUCUGCAGAAUGUUUGCAAACUUGAUAUCUAAUACAUGAAAUUUCACACUCGUGCAAAACAUUUCUCUUUGGUAAAUGAAACCAAAUCUGCAUAUAAACUUUUUACUUUCUUUGUGAGGCAGUUGACAGAAUGUAUUACUUUCCUUGAUACUGGUAGUAUGCCUUAUGCUGUAUAGAACCCUCAACACAUCUGGCAGGUCUGAAAGGUCUGACUUUUGUCUGCACAAAUCCUUGCUUAAGCCAGUUCUACAUGUCCACUGGUAGACAGGAAGUGAUAUUGUUUCAUUAUUUAACACGAAAUAUAUUCUAGACAAGAAUAGUCAGGACCCUGAGUAACAAGUGAAUGAAGUAUUGCCAUGCAAUACAAAGUCCCCUACUGGAAGGCACCUAAUUUUCUCUACUGCAGUAUAACAUAAUGAACUGAUACCUGUCAAUGAUGUAUAAACAAUAUUGUACUUUAUAUACAAUAUGUUCUAACAAAACAAUUGGAUUAAAUUUUGCAUAUAUAAAAACCUGUUUUCGUAUGUAAUUUUACAGCCAACUAUAAAAAAUGAUGCUUUGCAUUGAGAUUAAAAGGUUUUCAAAUUA